ACGCACGGACGCGACAGCCGGGGGGUGGGAGGGGGGCCGUGGUGAAGCACUCCAGCCGGUAUACAAUAUACUUUUCUCCCACAAGAUGAGUAACAGUCACCCACUCCGUCCUUACACAGCAGUAGGGGAAAUUGACCAUGUUCACAUUCUGUCUGAUCAUGUUGGUGUUCUGAUGAAUGGGGAGGAGUACAGUGAUGUUACCUUCAUAGUUGAAAAGAAACGUUUUCCUGCACACAGAGUGAUUCUGGCAGCGAGGUGUCCAUAUUUCAGAGCACUGCUAUAUGGUGGAAUGCGUGAAUCUCAGCCUGAAGCAGAAAUUCCUCUCCAAGACACCACUGCAGAAGCCUUCAGAAUGUUAUUAAAAUAUAUUUACACGGGUCGUGCCACAUUAAGAGAUGAAAAGGAGGAGGUCCUCUUAGACUUCUUGAGUUUGGCUAAUAAAUAUGGAUUCCCAGAACUGGAAGAUUCCACCUCUGAGUAUCUUUGCACCAUCCUUAACAUUCAGAAUGUUUGCAUGACCUAUGACGUUGCAAGUCUAUACUUGCUCCCCAAACUGACCUGUAUGUGCUGUAUGUUUAUGGACAGAAAUGCUCAAGAGAUGCUUGCUAGCGAAGGCUUCCUGUCACUUUCUAAGGCUGCCCUUCUCAGUAUUGUAGUGAGAGAUUCAUUUGCAGCUCCUGAAAAGGAUAUUUUCCAAGCCUUGGUGAACUGGUGUAAACACAAUCCUAAGGAAAAUCAUGCUGAAAUAAUGCAGGCAGUACGCUUGCCACUGAUGAGCUUGAUGGAGCUUCUAAAUGUUGUCAGGCCUUCUGGAUUGCUCUCACCUGAUGCGAUUUUGGAUGCCAUUAAAGUUCGAUCAGAAAGUCGGGACAUGGACCUCAACUAUAGGGGCAUGUUAAUACCUGAUGAGAACAUUGCCACAAUGAAAUAUGGAGCUCAAGUGGUUAAAGGUGAACUGAAAUCUGCUUUGUUAGAUGGAGACACGCAAAACUAUGAUUUGGAUCAUGGGUUCUCUCGACAUCCAAUUGAUGAUGACUGCCGUUCUGGUAUUGAAAUUAAAUUGGGUCAACCAUCGAUAAUUAACCACAUACGAAUACUGCUUUGGGACCGCGAUAGCAGAUCUUAUUCCUAUUAUAUCGAAGUGUCCAUGGAUGAGCUGGACUGGAUUCGUGUAAUUGAUCAUUCCAAAUAUCUUUGUCGGUCAUGGCAAAAACUGUACUUUCCAGCCCGGGUUUGCAGAUAUAUCAGAAUCGUUGGAACACACAACACAGUGAACAAAGUUUUCCAUAUUGUGGCUUUUGAGUGCAUGUUUACCAACAAAACCUUUACUCUUGAGAAAGGUCUCAUAGUUCCCACAGAGAACGUUGCAACAGUUGCAGACUGUGCCAGUGUGAUUGAGGGUGUAAGCCGAAGUCGCAAUGCCUUGCUGAAUGGAGACACAAAAAAUUAUGAUUGGGAUUCUGGUUAUACAUGCCAUCAGCUAGGCAGCGGUGCAAUUGUAGUACAGCUGGCACAACCUUACAUGAUUGGAUCAAUUCGGUUACUUCUCUGGGACUGUGAUGACAGAAGCUACAGCUACUACAUUGAAGUUUCUACUAACCAGCAGCAGUGGACAAUGGUGGCUGACAGAACAAAGGUUUCCUGCAAAUCUUGGCAAGUUAUAAGUUUUGACAGACAACCAGCAUCUUUUAUCAGAAUCGUUGGAACUCACAACACAGCUAAUGAGGUGUUUCACUGUGUUCAUUUUGAAUGUCCAGCCCAAACUGCUGCCCACAAGGAAGAAGCUGGUGAAGAUGAUGUGGGCACAGGUGGACAGCCACUGGCAUCCCGUCCCUCUCGAGCUUCAAGCACCAGUUCUGUGCACUCCCUUCCAGGAGCCACCUCACACUCCUUGGCUUACCAACUAUAAAAUAGUGAAGAGCAUUUGCAACCCCAGUGCCAUGAUAAAAUUGUUCACCAUCUUCCUGUCGGAGCACCUUAGCUCUCUGAAUGGACAUAGGGGACUAUGCCUGGCAGCUGCAGAUAUUCAAAUGUAAAUGUAACUAAGGCAGAGGGGUGGGGAGCAAAGCCAAACUGUAAUACUGAUAUGCCAUAUGAACAGUAGGUGCUUGUAAAACACAUUUGCUAGGAAAUAGUCUUUCCUCAGAGGGUGUACGGAAAACAUGUUGACAGAAUUUUUGUUUUUUAAUUAUUUAAUUUAUUCUUUAUCCAUUUUUGUACAGUUCAAACCAUUUUCAUCUUGUGUGUUCAUUUGUUUGCCCCCCCCCCCUGGCCCAGCCGCAGUUUUUGUUUAAACAUUUCUUUGCUUAUCAUGCUGCAUCAAGUAGAUCUACUUGAUAAGAGGCAAGUAUGCAAUAAUCACUCCAUUAGCUGGUUUAGAUAAGGAAAACCCCUUAAGGAGAUUGUGCACAAAACAAGUGAAUGCAGGGAUGCGAAACUGUAAUUCCGACUGCUUUACAUGAUUUACAGAUCUGUCACUUUUAUACCAAUGUGUUAAACUAGCCAACAAAUGUUGGAAGUGAUUAAAUCAUCAUUUAAUUGUAUAACAAUAA
Molecule: messenger RNA, 2552 nt
Organism: Sphaerodactylus townsendi
Lineage: Eukaryota; Metazoa; Chordata; Lepidosauria; Squamata; Sphaerodactylidae
Gene: BTBD9
Product: BTB domain containing 9
Exons: 11
Coding region: 86-1909 (607 amino acids)
Biological process (GO): circadian behavior; adult locomotory behavior; modulation of chemical synaptic transmission
Molecular function (GO): protein binding
Source: RefSeq, a predicted model, not a curated record